AUGUCAGAUCAAUCGAGGCCCCGACCCUCUUCAGGGCCUGGCACUGCUGACGCCGAGCGGGGUGGUGUCCAGACCAAGAGUCAUCUGUACUAUGGGAAAAUCACAGAAACCGCCAGUGCUACUGCGGCCGCUGUGCGGGAGGAAGAGGCCCCCCAGGAGCUCCAGCCCUCGGAUUCCGAGGAUCGACCACUGCCCUCUAGUGAGAGCCCUCAGGAUGGCGAAACAGGAGUGCAGAUGGAUGCAGCGGUGGCUCAGCACGAAGAGAAGCUGAAAGCUUUUCAGAUUCAGCAAACGGCUUCGUCCUUCAAAACCUCAGCUCCAACUAUUGAUGCGGAUGUGCGAGAUGCUCUCAGGCGUAUGGGAGAGCCGGUUACACUUUUUGGAGAGGGUCCCUUCGAGCGGAGGGCCCGUCUUAAGGGGCUGUUGGCGGAGGGGCGAACCAUCCCGGCAGGUGUUGAUGCGCCGCAGCGGCCUUCAUUGCAUUUGGGAGCUCCUGCUGCCCGGAUCAUAGCCGUGAAGAAGCAGCAAGCGAAGGCGGAGGCUGGUGCGGGGGCUGCCGAGGCAGAGGAGGUCACUGAGGAGAUUGAGGGGACCUUCUAUACCGAGGGGCAGCCCGCCUUGUUGGCGUUCAGGAAGCUUUGUGCAGCUGCGAGCGGUCAGGCGGCGCAGCAGCGGCUGCGGAGGGAGACGGUGUACAGACAGCACGCGCAACAGCUUCAGCAGGAGAAGAGUCUUUCGUGCCUCCCGCCCAGCAGCCCCAUCUUAGAUAUGCACUUUUUUAAUAAAUUUAUUCAGCAGAAAAUGUCUCUGGCCGCGUCAAUUGUCGGCGAUGAGCGGCCCCUUACCUGUUGCCGUUUUUCUCCGCCCUCUCCGCUUGCUGCGGAAAUCGCAGCGGCAGACGCAAGAGGUGGGGGUUCAGCAGGCGCUGCGCAGGGAGAGGCGGCACUUCGGGCUGAAGAAGAGGCGCAGCAGCUGGAAUUUGCUGGCGGAAGCAAGACGCUGCUGGCGACGGCCUCUUGGGGGGAGAGUAGUUUGCUGCUGGCCAGUGGCUCUGCGGAUGCCACAGUAUGCCUUUGGGAUUUGGGGAGGGCGGCGAAGUGUGGACUGCAGGGGGCGUCCGCUGCCUCUGCGAAGCUGCUUGUCGGCAAACUAACAGGCCACGAAGAACGAGUCAAUAGAGUCGUUUUUCACCCUACAGGACGCUCUCUAGCCACUACCUCGCAUGACGAGACAUGGAGACUCUGGGACGUGGAGACAAGACAAGAAAUUCUUUUGCAGGAGGGCCACUCAGCUGCGGUGUAUGCGCUAUGUUUCCAUCCCGACGGGUCGCUGGCAGUUACAUCCGAUUUAAUGGGACUGGUGAAGGUUACGGAUCUGCGAGUGGGACGGGGAGUGGUGGACAUUGCCGCGCACGUAAAGCAAGUGGUGGCGUUGUCUGUACACCCCGUGUGUGCCAACUGGAUGGUCACCGGCGGCGAUGACAACUGCGUGAAGCUUUGGGAUUUGCGCAAAGUUGCGACAACGUCCGCUGCAGCGCGUGCUGCUGCGGCAGAGAAGGGAACCUCCGCAGCAGCCUGUGUUUCUCAGGCGUUGCUUACGAUCCCCGCUCACACUAAGAUGAUCACGGAGUGUAUCUUUGAGCCAGGGAGUGGGCGGUGUCUAUACACUUCGGGUUUCGACGGGCUGGUGAAGGUCUGGUCCUGCACGGACUUUUCUCUGCAGAAAAGCCUCCCCGCUCAUGACGGGAAGGUAAUGGGCAUCGACAUCCUAGAGACUUCGCAGGCCUUCCCAAGCGGCUCCGCCGAAGGUGUUUCCCCGUUGCAUAAAGAAGUCAAAGAAGAACACGCGAACGGGUGCUCCACCAAGGAAGACUCCCACAAGGACACGCUUUACGACGGGGAGGAAAGAAGAGGCAUCGGUGGCGGAGACGUCGUUGCCAGCGUGGGAUUUGAUCGGACGUGGAAGCUUUGGCAUUGUAACGGGUUGUACAGUCAGCAAGAAACCAGGGAUAUGCUGUUGCAGCAGUAUAAGGAAGAAAAGCCCGCUGACUCACCUGGUAUUUUUCCCCCUGUGCACGAUUGCUUAAGGCUUUCGCUAAAAAGCUUAGAUGCACGGAGAAGUCAGGCAGUCUCGCCGUCUGAAAUCAUUUUGCGGUUUGCCUGUGGAAGCAAGCCGGGUGUAGCUAACGGCCCAGAUGGCGACAAACAAGUUGCCAAGAAACGCAAAGGGAUGCAGGUUUGCUGGUUGGCAGCCUUUCAGCAAGCGUGCUCAGGGAGGGCCAGACACGAGAGGGCCGACACGGCCAAUACGCCGCUCUUGCUUUCGCCCUUUCUUUUUCUGUCUCAUGCACACUCUAUCUCUGAACCUGACUGCCCUUCAAGCCUCAUCUCUGCCCGUGUCCCCUCUGUUCCAGUUUCCCUUCCGCCCAAAACCAAUGCGCCUGCUUGA
Molecule: messenger RNA, 2448 nt
Organism: Cyclospora cayetanensis
Lineage: Eukaryota; Apicomplexa; Conoidasida; Eucoccidiorida; Eimeriidae
Product: U4/U6 small nuclear ribonucleoprotein Prp4
Exons: 6
Coding region: 1-2448 (815 amino acids)
Biological process (GO): mRNA splicing, via spliceosome
Cellular component (GO): U4/U6 x U5 tri-snRNP complex
Molecular function (GO): U4 snRNA binding; U6 snRNA binding; protein binding
Source: RefSeq, a predicted model, not a curated record